This is a messenger RNA of Dermacentor albipictus, 942 nucleotides long. RefSeq lists its product as uncharacterized. Lineage: Eukaryota; Metazoa; Arthropoda; Arachnida; Ixodida; Ixodidae. The record is from RefSeq and is a predicted model, not a curated record.
CAAGUCCACCUCUUUCCCUUUCGCAAGCGCGCGACCAAGACGCAGGCCAGCGUUCCAGCGCGGUGCACGCCCGCGCAGAACCCGUUAUGUCACGAUUGCAGCACGCGACGACGGCGACCAUUGCGCGAUGUCAUAACAGCGGAGACCUUCUCCCUCCUUUGGCCGCCUUAUCAGCGGGGCCGACCUGAAGGGAUGGCGGCCUCAAGGCAGAGGCCACUGGCAUACGUGGAAACGAAAGGAUUUCACCACACACAUCACUCCGACGACCGCAGAUCGACGGAACGCCGUCAACAGAUUUCGCAAUCCCCUGCCAACGAGUCUGCCGCGUCGCCGGACAGACCGCACGCGUGGCCACAACGUGUCCAGUGGAAAGGAGCAAGACGGCGCCGGCGAGGGUGCGAUGGAGGAGGAAUCGGCGAUCAGAUGAGCAGACCUCGCUGUAUAGCGUCCACUGUACUCGGGGAAGCGUCGAGUGUCAAGGAAUUAGGCCAUAGACAAAUAACGCCAUCUGUCGGAAACAGGGACACCCACCCCGUCUUUAACCAAGGGAGAAGGCUUGCCCGCGCGAAGGCUCUUCUUGCCGAGACUGCUAUGGAUGCUGUCUUCGUAGACGCCACCCAGAUGGGAGCGGUGCAGGGUGGGUCCCUAUUCCAAGACUCCAGUCGCCAUCGCGACCCGCCCAGCUUGGUCCAGGAGGCCCUUCUGGGCCUCGAGGUCAGGAAGAGUGAGGAUGGCCUUCCAGGGCUCCCUUAGUAAGGCCUCCCAUCUGAAGGACAAGAACAAGUGGGACGACACUCUUAGGAGCCGCGAGCUACAAGACCAACUCUUGGCUGUCCAGAAGGCCUGCGAAGUGGCGGAGAACCUGUAGGGCUCCCCGGGAGGUGUUCUCUACCCCUUUACAAACAGUCGGGUGUCCUUCAGGACCCUUUUUGGAAAUAAAGU